This is a messenger RNA of Nilaparvata lugens (brown planthopper), 6183 nucleotides long. RefSeq names its product proton-coupled amino acid transporter-like protein CG1139. Gene Ontology annotation, molecular function: amino acid transmembrane transporter activity. Gene Ontology annotation, biological process: amino acid transmembrane transport. The coding region runs from base 1 to 1398 and encodes 465 amino acids. The transcript is spliced from 9 exons. Gene Ontology annotation, cellular component: vacuolar membrane. Lineage: Eukaryota; Metazoa; Arthropoda; Insecta; Hemiptera; Delphacidae. The record is from RefSeq and is a predicted model, not a curated record.
AUGGAAUGUGUCCCCCCGUUGGCAGCGCAGUUGGACAACAGUGACAGCAAUGUGGCAAUCCCCAUUGGGCCUGAGGUCAGUGACCCCACCCCUCCCGUCGGCGGCAAAGCCAGCAAGGCUGUUGGCACACCCAACUCAGACUACAAUCCCUUGAAUAAUCGAGAUCUUGAGCAUCCCACGUCUAACUUGGAUACGAUGAUUCACCUGCUGAAAGGUAACAUUGGAACGGGCAUCCUUGCUAUGCCUGACGCUUUUCGCAAUGCUGGACUUGUUGUCGGCACUGUGGGCACUUUGUUGAUGGGAAUCAUUUGCACUCACUGUAUGCACAUGCUUGUGAGUUGUUCGCACGAAUUGUGCAUAAGGCAUCAGAUACCGGCUUUAGGAUUUGCUGAAGUUGCUGAUCAUGCGUUCAGAUCGGGACCGAACCGUCUCAGGAAUUUGGCUAGUUAUGCAAGGAAAAUAGUGAAUACCUUCCUUGUUAUCACACAACUUGGAUUCUGCUGUGUCUAUUUUGUGUUUGUGGCUGCAAAUCUCCAUGAGGUGAUCAAACACUACUACAUGAGCAUCAGCGUGCCGUGGCUGCUGCUGAUCCUCCUGAUCCCGAUGAUCCUGCUGAACUGGGUGAAAAACCUCAAGUACCUGACUCCGGUGUCGCUAGUGGCCGCCCUGCUCACGGGCACAGGCAUUGUCAUCUCCUUCAUGUACAUGCUGCAAGGCCUGCCGCGGACUUCGUCUGUCAACGCAUUCGCGUCCUGGCACCAGCUGCCGCUCUACUUUGGCACCGCCAUCUAUGCGUUCGAGGGAAUUGGGGUGGUGCUACCACUGGAGAACAACAUGAAAACGCCACAGGACUUUGGCGGACUGGCCGGUGUGCUGAACACCUCGAUGGUGAUCGUAGCCUGCCUGUAUACGGCUGUCGGGUUCUUCGGCUAUCUCAAGUACGGUGAUCGGGCCGUGCUCGGAAGCAUCACGCUCUACCUGCCUCAGCGCGAUUUAUUGGCACAGCUAGUGAGGCUCAUGAUGGCACUGGCUAUAUUCCUGUCAUACUGCCUGCAGUUCUAUGUGCCAAUGAGCAUCAUCUGGCCACCCAUCAAGCGACGUAUCAACGAUGAGAGCUAUCAGAAGGUGGCUGAGUUGUCACUGCGUACUUUCCUUGUAUGUCUCACAUUUCUGCUAGCGGUGGCAGUUCCCAACCUGUCUGCGGUAAUCUCGCUGGUCGGCGCAGUGAGUUCGUCAAUGCUGGCCCUCAUCUUUCCGCCGAUCAUCGAGAUGGUCACGUUCUGGGACAAGGGUCUGUCACCGGCGCUCAUCAUCAAGGACAUCUUCAUUCUGCUCUUCGGUAUCUUCGGAUUCAUUUUCGGCACAUACGUCAGCAUGUACAACAUUGUCACCAAGUAAUCAUGUAAGACGGAUAACUAAAAAGUAAAGCGUCUCUAAUCUAAAACCCUAGAUCUUCUAAGAUCUCAAUUUUCAAUCGUCGUUCUAAGACGGGGUUGGACCAAACGAGCCUAAGGCCCGUAUGCAGAUACUCGGUUUAAGCGGAGAAAUGUCAGCUGUUCGUUUAAACCUCGUAUGCAAUACAUUAUGAUAAAUUCAACCAUAUCUACAAGUAAACGUAAGUAAAGUUCAGCGUUAAAUGUAGAUGGGGACAAAUGGCCCUUGGAGCAUGAAACACAUGGAAACAACAUUACAUAAAUGAGAGGCAUGAGAAAAUAAUUAUGUCUUCAACCAUGAAUUAAUUCUGUAGAAUUCCGCCCGAUAUGGGCACAAUUCUAUGAUGAUUCCUCUCUCAGCUCCACAGCUAUUGAACUAGGUAUAUCCCGGUUUCCAUUAAUCUUUCCUCUCCCAGCUUCAAAGCUGUUAAACUAGGAAUACUGUGUCGGUUGGUCUUUAUAUGAUGUUUCGGUAUUUUAUUAAUAUUUUGUUCAGAAUAAGCAUUCACUCGUUUGGUCCAACCCCAGUCUAAGACGUGUAGCAUCUCCAAGAUGUCGUUCUUAAAAACCAUUGUCAUUCUAAGUGAUCUUCACAACAUAGGUCUGUUAAGGGAUCAUUCAAAUCUGUCAAACAGAUUUUUCUAUUUGAUAUAAUCUUUUUUUCAUUCAAAUCUGUCAAACAGAUUUUUCUAUUUAAUAUAAUCUUUUUUCUAAUCUAUUAUUUCUCAAAAUCAUUCAACCUCUUCAUUGUUUUAAUUGCAUUUCUUGUCAAAUUUGUCACUGUCACUCAAUGACCGUUUUCACCCAACGAUUUUGCGGCGGCACAGCAACCAGAAUAUCCUCCGAUUGGCUAAUUAGAUCAAUGGUCUUUGAUUUGAAUCAGCCAAUCGGAAACAUUCUGUCGUGUCGGCAACAAAUCGGAGGACAUUAGGGUGUCGUGUCUAUAUCGUGUCGUUGCAAAAUUAAUAUGCGUAAAAACGGCCAUUGAGUCACAAAAUAAUUAGUUUAUUAUAAAAUUUUUCAAGCUGGAAAUGUUAUUAAUGUAUUGUGAAUCUCAAUAUUCUUCAAUACUAAAGUAAUUUUAGUAGAUUAAAGCAUUCAAUUACUUACUGGAAGGGCAACCCUUAGUAAAUGAGUGUUACCAUUUCUCGAAGGAUAGAAUAAGUUUAUGUGUGUGCUUAUUUUUUAUUUAAAUAUGAUUAUUAUUUUAACGUAUUUUAACAAUAAUGAUUUUUUUAAUAGUGGAGGUAUUUCAAGAAACUGAUUCUAAAUAUUAUAGCAUAUAAUAAGGUAUUAUUUAUAUUCUCAAUAAUUUGUGUAACCGAUUUUUUAAUAACUUUUGUUCAUAAAUUGGCAGGAAUUUCAAAUCAAUGUGAUUAUAAUUUUCAACUCACAAUAGGCUAGAUAAAUUUGUCUCGAUAUAUAAUUGAAAAUACUGUGGGCGUUUCAAAUAAUUUGUUGGUAUUUGAUCAAAGAGAUGACAUUUUUUAAAUCUUAGAGAUGAUUAUAAGUGAUACAAGUACCCGUGAUAUUAUAUGAUUCAUUUUCUGAACUUGAUGAUAUUAAAUUACUGAUUCUCUUAACUUGUGAUAUACAAAUACACUCCCAUUUUAUCCAAUGAUAUUGAAUUACUUCACGUCAUUUUGUAGAUUAGUAUUAUUUUAUUUUAUGAUAUUUCAUACUAUCUUAUUCAAUUUAUAUUAGUUUUUACGAUUUGAACUUAUGAUUGUUUUGUCUUGAUGGCUGGGCCUUAAUGGUAUCAUUGAAAAAUAUUUAUUGAAACGGCGAGGAUACCAUGUAUGUAUUUAAAAUUCAAAUUGAAUUGUAAAUUAGUUGUAAAUUUAUAAAUUGAUAUUUUAUUAUCAUGUAAUAUACUAAUAAUUUUUAUAUUAUUAAUUCAUGUAUAUUAUGCGCCUUUUAUAACAAUUAGUUCUAAGUAUUCUAAUUUUAUUUGAUACUUCAAUUAUUUGGCUAUGGCUAUUUUUUUUUUCAAUUGAAAAAAUCCGGCUUUUUAUGAGGCUAUACAGUUUCUAUAGAGAGAAAUACUUUAGACUGUCAACAUCCAUAAAAAGCAUUAAACCAUGAAAGGAUGCUAACAGGUCAAAGUGAAUCUUGCUAUAUUGAACCAAGGCUAGAUCCCACUUGCACAAAAUCCUGUUGAAUUUUAAAUUCCACGAGAACAUCAGAAGGGUUUUUUUCAGAAAUAAAGCUUCUCUAAUUGGUUCCCGUAGCUUUUAAUCCCGGUCGAAAUUCAUUGGGCUUUUGUAAAAGCUAUUUUAAAAGUAAUAAUAAUUAAUCAUUAAUUCGAAUCCCGCUUGUAGCUUAUAAAUUACUUAAUUCUAAAAAUAAGGAGUUUGACAUAAUAAAAACGCCCCUGAACAUAUUAUUUCCGAAUAAAAAUGAAAUAAAAAUCUUGUAAAUACAAUUUUAUUGUGUCAGAAAAUAUAAUAUCUUCCAAACUGUAAAAUUCUAAAGUAAUCCUGUAUAUUAAAAUAACUAACUUCAGUGUUUGAAAAUAAAUUAAUUUCUGAGAGAAUGUUUGACAUAGAAGAAGUAGCCUACUGAUGAUAUCAAUUGAAGAGUCAUUAUUCUUGAAAGUAUUCAUUAAUAAUUGAAUUGAAUUAUCAAACAAUAGAGAACUGGCUGUGAUUGUAUUGUAGAUGGUGGAUGAUUCAUUCAAAUAAUUAUUGAUUAUGAAUUGUACAGAAAUUAGCGGGAGCCAAAACUAUAUUUCUUUAUAACUCUCUAUUAAUAAUUGUAAUCUGUAAAAUAGUUGAUUCAACAAUAAAAUACUUUUUUGACUUUCCUGUUUCACUUACGUAUAACUUUCUCUAUAACUUGAGUUAAUUUUGUAUUUCCAAAAUUAUUUCCAUUUGUAUUAAAGCUUUUUGCAGAUUAAUUUUCAUCACUGACAGUAUGAAUUUGAAGUUGAUUAACAAUAUUUAACUUUUUAAUCAAUCGUAAAGGAUAAGGUAUUUAAAAAUCUUGGCUUUCUUUACGAAAUCUACUUCAUAUGAAUGACAAUAAACUAUGUAACUAAUUUAAUUAUAAUAUUUGCCCAUCAAUCAUGCACGAUAAAUAUUUCAAUAUUUGAUCCUAAAGUUCGACAAAAUGUUUCAUACUUUUUAUGAAACAGUUACAUGGUAUAGUAAAACAAUAAAGUGAAGUAAAUAGAAGAUACUAUUUCAUGAAAAUUUGUAGGAAGUAAAAAUGUAACUCCUGAUCAUGAAGAAUAGAAUAUGAGAAGUUGAUAUUGUGGUAAUUAUUCAUAUUGAAUGAAAAAGACUAAGAAAUUGUCAAAAACCACAGAUUAAUUGAUACGUUUGACAAUGGUGUAAUAACCGAAACCGGUCUUUCUAAGUAUCAAUAAAUCUGUAGUUGUUGACAAUUUCUUAGUCUUUUUCAUUCAAUAGAAUAUGAAUAUAUAAUUAUAUCCUGUCUCAUGAAAACCAAUAAAAAUUGGAGAAAGAUUUUAUGCUUUAUAAACGAAGAAAUUCCAAUAGUUUUGUUCUGACCAAAAUUAAAAAUCUUUGUGAUAAUUUUGUUUAAUUAUUUUUAAAUGAAAAUAGGGCAAGCAAUUAUUGGUUUGAAUAUGUUAUAACGGUUCUAGGCCUACAGUAUAUUAUACUUCAAAGCACAUAUUUUAAUAUUAUAUUCAUCCUGUGUAUUUAUAACUAUUAAGUUAUAUUAUAUAUUAUAUAAUGUACCUGUUGUGGUUCAUGAGUGGUCUAACAUGUUUAUUACUUGUAGUAGACUAACUUCUAUGAAAUUAGGUUCCAUCUUGAACUUCCAAGUAUUUCUGCUUUAAUAAUUCAUGAAUUUCCAAGCAGUAAAAUAUUUCUAGAGUAAACUACAGUAAUGAUCAUGUUGAAACCUGUAUGAGAUUGAAUUCGACAAUAAUAUUGUAUUUUUUGUAUGUGCUUUUGAUGUAAGAUAGAAAAUAGAUAGAUGACUCGAUUGUCAAAUUGAAAUUUAAUUCAAGAUAAUAGGCUACUCGUAGAUUCAAUGUUAGUUAAUAAAAUAAUGUAGCUCUAUAUUUCAGUCGAAUAAUGUAGUGUUUGUAUAGAAACAUCAUUUACUUAUUAAUUAUUAUUCUUGUGAACUCUGCCAAAUAUUGAUAAUUUCAUUAAUAGAUAAUUUAUCGCUCAAAGUACCGGUAUUUUUAUACGUUACUUAGUUAAGAAAUAUUAUUAAGUUAUUUAUUUGUUCCAUGUCUUUAGACUAUCAAUGGAGUACUUUCUUAUGAUUCAACUUUCGGUCAUGAAAAGCAAUUUAAAAUAUGAACCAUGAGUUGAGAAUAUAUUCUUUGUACUUAUGUAGUACUAAAAUUAUCUAGUGUUAUUAUGCGUUUAAAUAGCUUUGUGAUUAUUCUAUAUGUUUGUAUUCAAUAAAUUUAGUGUAUAUUAUUAUUUUUUCCAAUUUAUACUUAGUGUUACUAGGCUUUUCUAAUAGUUUUUAAUGUAAAAUAUGUUAUAGUCAUCUCAUAAUAUUGAUUGUAAAGUGAACCCUACGAAUAUAAGCCGUAUGCUAAAAGUACCUAUGUGUGUGAAAAACCAGUAUAUGAAAUUGUACCGUUUGUGAAUGUAUGCAUACUAUUACAUGUAUGUAACUCUAUUAUUACCGUGCAUUCUAUUAUUACGUAGACACCUUACCGUAUUUCUCGAAUGUAAUCAAAACAAAUGUAAGCUCUAUCUCUGUUAAAAUUUGUUGAAACUGUGUUUCAAUAACAUAAAUUACUUGAAAUGUUCAA